AUGUGGUGCAAAUCUGAUCUCUACAAGAUCCAGGAGGAGAAACCCUCUCUGGCAGCCCUCCUUCAGGAAAGUCUGGACAAGAUCCAGCUCACCCGCCGCAUCCUCGACUUGAAACAGGAGGAGCAGCAGUUCCAGAGUCUGCACGAGGAGCUGAACGGCCUGGGCCAGAAGCUGGAGAAACAAGGCAAAAGCGAGAGCAGGAGCAUCUCUGCCCGGCGCAAGCACCUCAACAAAAUGUGGCUACGGCUCCAGGGGACCCUGAAGGAGCAUCACGAGGCUCUGCAGCUGGCUCUGGAGGUAGCUGCCUUCCUCCAGCAAGCAGAUACCCUUCUCGCAGCCAUCCACGCCAAGUGGAGGAGUGUCUGCGAUGCGGGAAAGCAAGGGGAGGCUGAGCCAGGCCGGGAUCGGGAUGUCAGAGACAUGGCCAGCCAGGUGAUGAUGCUGGAUGUGACAGUUUCCCAGCUCCUCAGUCUUCAGCCCAGCCUGGCAGCGCAAGUCACGCACAAGCACCGAGAUGUCAAGGAGAGUUGGGCUCAGCUCCAGCAGGUGCUGAGGAAUGAGAAGUCUCCUGCGCUGGCUCCAUCGAGCAGCUUCUCAAGGGGCGAAGCUGCUGCUCUGAACCAUGAGUCCCGAGGAGACGGUAGCAGCCAUGGGGCAGCGGGCAAGGAAGCAGGAGACAAGCAGAAAAGAGGUCCUGGAAGCACAGUACAGAAGGACGUUGGAAGGAGCGUGGCGGAGCAUGCGAGAGGCGAGGAGAGCGGCCCUGGCUGUCCCACAGCCGGGCAACCCCCUCCCGGAAGCGACAGCAAGAGGAGGAAGAGGGUGCCAGGACGCCCGGAGGGCGAGUGGGGCACCCAGCAGCCGGAGGCCCAGGUGCAGGACUUCUGCCAGGCUGCGAACGCGGCCAUGUCCCGGCUCAAGGAGAACGUGGGUCCCAGCAUCCACCUGCAUCCAAUGGAGGAUGCAGAGAGCCUGGAGGCAGCGCAGACGCAGCGGGCCGCACUGCAGCGAGAGAUCCUGGACAACACCUCCAGCAUCGAGGCUGUGCUCCUGGAAGGGCAGAAGCUGCUGGGUGCAGGGGCCCGGGGAAGCCCGCAGGUGGAGGCCAUGCUGCAGGAGCUGGGGGAGCUCUGGGAGGACCUGCAGAGGAAGCACCAGGAGAACGGGGCUGUGCUGAGGGAAAUUGAUAAGGGGGUGUGGACCUGGCCUGACCUCCACUUGGAUCAGCGAGCAAGGGACCGGGAGGAGGCGGGGCAGCUGGAGAGGCGGCUCGUGGUUUGUGGCCUCAGACUCCAGGCCCUGCGGGAGGAGGUGGCGGAUGAGCCUGCUACAGAGCACGAAGCAGCGAGAAAGAUGCAGAAGAAAGUGGAGAUGGUGGAGGAAAAGCUGGCGCGCGUGCAGACAGCCCUGCGGCGCCGGGCUGCAGACCUGCGCGACUCCCUGGUGCUCUCCGAGUUCCUGCAGAACGUGCAAGAGGAGGAGGAGGCACGCAGCCGGCACCAACCCGCUCCGCCAGGGAGUGGGCAUCGUCACUCGCAGGGGUCUUUGCCCCUGCUCUCGGCCCCAGCAAGGCAACUGUCAUGCAGCGAGGACAUGAGCAGCCCCUUGGGACAGCUGCAGGAGGCUGUGGAGAUGCUGAACGAUGCAGUGAAGGAGCGAGAGCGUGUUGUGGAGGCAGCGGCGGAGAUGGAAAGCCUGGAGCGUCUGCUGGCAGAGGUGUCCCCAUGCCUGGAGGCCAUCCGAUGCAGAGCCGAAGCCCUGGCUCGAGAUACUGCCCAAGCGGAGAACGAUUUUGCCGUGGUGAAGAGCGAGAAAGACCUCCAGGGGCUGCAGGGCUUGCUGAGUCGGCAACAGGAGAUGGAGUGCGCGGUGACAGAGACCCUGCAGGGGCAGCUGGAGGAGCUGGAGAGGGCUGCUGCCCGCUUGGAAAAGCUCUGCCCUGCUCGGAUGCGCACCAUCGGCCCAGAGGUGCAGGGAGCCCUGCAGGCCUGGGAAGGACUGCAGAAGCUGCUAAGAGAGAACAAGGCCCACGUGCAACAGGCUGGCCGGCUGCGGCAGUUCUUCAAGGAUUAUUUAGCCAUGAUCUCCUGGACAGAGGACACGCGGGCUCAGAUCUUCUCAGAAAGCCCAGGCAGCCAUGGCUUUUUGGACACUCAGUGUGAGGAACUGGAGAGGAAGAUUGAAGGCAAGUUGAAGGAGUUUGAGGAGCUGGCGGCAGCGGGGCAGACGUUGGUGUCUGAGGAGCACUAUCUGAGUGAGACGAUAAAGGAGCGCAUGGAGGAGCUGCAGAGCAUGCUGGGCUGGGUGCUGGUACGUUGGCGAGCACAGAAACACCAGCGGGACCCUGGGACCAAGCUAGAGGACAGAAAGAACUCUGAAAAUCCCUUGGAUGCGAGGGAGAAGUGUGUCCCAUGCGUUCAGUCCUGUGCGGAGAGCAUGCUCAGCCUGAAAGGGCUUGCACCCUGCUCCCUCUCUGAAUCUGCACAAGGAUCAGAGCUGCAGCUGCGGGUGCUAGAAGAAACAGCCAUCUCCCCUCCAGCAUCACCCCUCUCUGAUGCCCUAUUGGGACUGGAGCCUGGCAGCUCGGUGCCCCAUGGCACGGGACCCCCUGCGGAGGAGGGUUUUGUCUGGGAUCCCUCUGAGACCUCCAUGGUGUUGCUGCCACCACGGGGGACCAGCAGCCUCGGGGGGACAGUCAACCUGAUCCUGAGCAUUGGCAAGAAAGGAGAGAAGAAACAGCCGCAGCUGGCGUCGGGCAGAGAACAGCCUGGGGAGGAGGCUCCGCAGAUGCUCUCUGCCACUAAACCCUCAAGCUGUAAAACCUUUUGGAAGCGUUGCCAGGGGCUUUUAGGAAACACUUGGGGUAGUUUAAAGCGAAAGAGAAAGCCAUCUCGCCAGUCUAUGGAAGAGAUCCCCAAAGAGUAG
Messenger RNA from Struthio camelus australis, 2925 nucleotides. The record is from RefSeq and is a predicted model, not a curated record. NCBI's taxonomy places the organism in Eukaryota, Metazoa, Chordata, Aves, Struthioniformes, Struthionidae.